AUGAAUCGCUUUGGGGAAGUAGUGAGCGAAGGGCGCAGGCACGGUCCUUUGUCCCGCAGGGUGGUGAAGGCUUCUAGGCUACAGGAACUUCUGCACUAUUUGGCUGGCACCAACUCCAAGACAAUGGGCAACCAGCCCACUUCCACCCUCCAACAGGGGCAAGCAGCAGGGGAGACCAGCGGCAGGGGGUUCCAGUGGUCCAGCGGGCCUCAGGUGACCAUUGCCAAGGACACACCUCCAGAAUUUCUAAUCAAGCUAGCAAAGAUCCUGGUGUGGAAAUCGCUGGCUGAGGAAAAUGUUGACGGCAUUACAAGGAAUGUCUUCAUUAAGUACGUGACUAAGUACAGUGAGCCUCUUGGAAAACGGCUGUUCCAGUAUUUGAUGAAGCACUGGCAGAAAGAAGCAGGUGGUUCCCCAACCACCUCUGAGGGAGAGCAGUGUACUGUGGACAAAGGUGAUGUCCUCUCCAGUGCUGCCUUCAUAGCUGCCUCUAAUCACUUGAUGGCUCUCCACACUGACUCCCAACAGAUGGAGUUUUAUAUAAAAUUGUAUGCAGGAGACCAAGAGAAAAUUAGUAAAGGUGAUGUAUUUGAUUUGAUCUCCGCUGCCCAUCAAGUUUCCACCUGCAGCCAGCACACGUGUUGCGUGCCUGAUGACAUCCUGAUGGCAGUAGUCCGUGGUGCAAUGCACGGCAAGGAAAGCAUCAACACUAAGUACCUACACAGCUGGUUGUGUCAGCACUGCCCCCGCCUACUGAUGUGGCUCCACCGCAACAUCAUGCACACACUGACAGUAGGCCACCGCACCAUCCCUGACAAUACAGAGGAGGCGGAGGAUGACCGGGACACCCCUAUCUUGGACUGUCCGGGUAAGUCAACUUGUGUGAGCCUCCACCCUGCCCUCAUAUGGCUACUGACUUGCUCCCUGCCCCUCCUGUAUACCAAGCCAGAGAAGAACAGGGCCCAUCCCUCCUCCAACAAUCUCCUCCUUGACCCUCAUGUUUUCAUCGAUAAAAUGGUCCUGGCUGUGAGUCCCACACACUGGGUCCCUCUGUACAACAGUGAUGAGCAUGGUCUCAGCAUUAACAGGUUGCAGCAUCAUGUGUUUGGCUACCAUGGUGCCACUCUCAUGUUCAUCACAACAGAAGGUGACAACAUGUUCUGUGUGGCAAGUGACCAGGAGUGGCGGGACUCCAAACACUUUUGGGGUGGUGAGCAAGCCCUCUGUCUGCAUCUCACUCCUGAGUACAAGAUUGUUGAAAGUGGUGCCAAGAUCCUUUAUUUCAAUGUGACAUCUCGUGGCUUCCCAACUGGGUUACAAGUAGGCACAGACAGUACCAAUCGAGCUCUCACCCUGGACCUCAACCUCACACUGGUCACCUACCGAAAGAUCCCCUACAAGCUGAAGUCACUGGAGGUGUGGGGCUGCAGCACCUCAGAAGCAAAGGAAGCACAGCAAGAACUUAAGAAGAGGGAAGUGAAGGAUGUUGAAAGUCGCCGCAAGGUCAAGGUGAACAGUUCAGACUGGCUAGACAAUCCUGACCGCUACCUGAUUGAGUUGGCCGGCACCAGGCUGAGUUAUGCCCAGUAUGACAAUCCUCCGCCAGAGGCCUCAGGAAGCAAGUGAAGUGUUAGUCUGUAUUAACAACAUCCUAGUCCACCAAAGGAGUUUAUGUGGACUAACUGGCCUCAAGAGGUAUAAGAUGUGUCAGCUUGAUAUAUUCCUUAUAAUUUUUGAGAGACAGUAGACCUCUAGAAAUACAGUAGCCAUUCUCUUGACCAUCAUUACAUAUACACACUGAUUUGGCCACUUAGUUACUAUAACUGUGCCUAACCAACAAUCCCUUCAAUCAUUUAAUGAUUUUUGUACUCCACAACAUGCAUGCCAUUGAUCUCUAGGAACUUUGCAGACAUGUUGCCUUUAUGAUUUUGUUCCUGAAGACUUGUAUGAUUUGAAUAUCCUGUCAAUGACUUCUCUAAAUACAAUGGAAAAUGUCUUUAUAUUGAGGAAACUGAUGAUGUGGAUCACUCAAGGUUGAAUUAAGUCCGAAUAUUACAGUGUUUAGACUUUGUAACAUGCAUAAUUGGAAAAAAUCAUGACAUCAUCUGUGAGAAAUCUAAUAUUAUGAGUUUUUCAAUUGUGUAGUUGUAAAAGCUUGUGCAUUCAUGAAGAGUGGUGGCAGGUGACAAGUGAGUUUAAUGUGAUGAGUUUUAGCAGCAUUGCAUGUGGAAACUGUCAUGUCAAGCUUAAGAGAUGAGAAAAAAAAAGAUUGCUCUUCUGUGAUUACAAAGUGAAUGAUAUCUUAAUUACUCAACUAGUCCAUGCCUUUUAGAUUACACAGCAUGGAGAAGUGAGCAGCUACUGUAUACAAAAAGAUUCCAAGUUACUCAGUAUAGUUCAUAUUUGAAUCUAUUAAUUUUUUUUUUUUUUUGUAAAAUGACUCAGAAAAUAGCUGUGACAUUUCAGUAUAUCCUUUCUGAGUAAAUCUGUAGUGACCUGUCACUGCCUGUUGUGGUUGAACUGCAGCAGGAUGAGUGAUGUAGCAGUGAUAGGGCAGUAAGAUUUGCCAGCUGGUCUUUAGUGAUGGACAUAGAACUGAAAACUUAGAGGUCACAAGAGAACACUCGGGAUUUCCAACUUGGCUGUGGCAAUUAAUGUUGAAUUUUGACACAUUUAGUUAUUUGUAAUGUUUAUUUGCUUGACAUUUUCAUUCCUAGACCAUAGUGCCAAAUGACUAAUGAUAUCUGGCACAUUGUACUCUGUCCAUUACUUAAUUACUGGGUUUUUAUAUUCAUGGAGGUGCAGUAUUUAUUCAUGGCUUGGUAAUUCAGAUGUGAUUGGUAACUAACCCAGUAUUGUGGAAAAUUGAGAUUAGAAUUCAUCUCUUUAGUUUUAAAGGAUCUGAGGUGAGAAGACCAAGCGUGUAGUCUAUUGGAAUAGUAAUUAGUAAAUAAACAGCCAUGAGCUGGUCUUUUUGAGAUGAACAUGAGACCCUACCUGUUAAGGGUUUACUAGCCACUGUGACACACCUUUAAUGGCAUCAAAGGAAAGUAAUGAAUGGAAAAUAUGAGUUAGGAUGUCAGUUAUAAAAAGUUUCUUUUACCUAAUUAACUCUUUUGCACAUGCUCUUCAUUAGAGUUGAGGAUAAGAGUUGGAAGGUACAAAAGUAACUCAUGUUAUGGCAGUAAUCUGAUGUCAUCUCAAGUUGUGAAAAUCAAAGAAAGAUGGUUUUGUAUAGUAUAAAAAAAUAGAGGAAGAGGCCUCAAUAUGUAGCAUUAUAAAAUAGACGACCACUUGUGGCCACAUUUUUCCUUUAUAAAGUUUGGACAUUUCAUUGAUACAUUAUACCCUGUAAAUAACAUGGGCAGGGUUCUCAGGUUCCACCAAUCAAGGUAAUGAUUAGCAAAGUUGAAACACUGUAGUGGCCUUAUCGGUUCCUUCUUUAUGCCUUCUAUCUAAACAAAUUUUUGGUUUUUACAUCUUUGUUCUUGUUUGUUAUGGAUUUAAGUGCUUUAAAUUAUAUAUAUAUAUAUAU
Molecule: messenger RNA, 3535 nt
Organism: Scylla paramamosain (green mud crab)
Lineage: Eukaryota; Metazoa; Arthropoda; Malacostraca; Decapoda; Portunidae
Exons: 10
Coding region: 1-1626 (541 amino acids)
Biological process (GO): response to oxidative stress
Cellular component (GO): nucleus
Source: RefSeq, a predicted model, not a curated record